UGAGCUAUAACAGGUGGUGCGUUCCACGUUUUAUUUCCCAAUUGCUCUUGAUGAAGAAUAGAGUAAACAAACUGUUACCACUGGAAAUCGUUAGUUUCGAUUGCUGGAAGUUGCACCCCUAAUUCACGCAAGGUAUCAUGGGGGCUAGGAAUAAGGUGGAUAAGAACUGUUGCAACCGUCCCCAGUCUCCCCUAUCAUGGUUUUGUCAAUGGACUAAACUGAAUUUGGGGGAUUUGUGGGAGUUUGCUAUGGUGUGGUCUGCUUGUGGCUCAAAAGCUUCUGGUUUCCCUACAGUUACGUACUUUUUAGUUUAGUAAGUGUAUUUAAAUAAACAUAUUGAUGUAUUACUUUACUUUAACAAGUGAGCAUUGUAGCUAUCAGGAUGCUGGUCUGGCUCCUGGAGUGCGGUGAAUCGCUCCCUGAUCUCACUGAUGGAUAAAUCCCAGGCAUGGUAGUCGAGCGCAGAUAAGAACAGAGGUUAGAUGGAACAUGGCUCUCUCCAGAGGUUUGAGAUGCUGUCAAAGGGUUUUCUCCUGGAUACCUGUCCUUAUAAUAACCUCCGUGGUGUUGUGGUCGUACUACGCCUACGUCUUUGAGCUAUGUCUUUUUACACUCACCAACACACUGGAAAAAGUGGCCUAUCUGGUUGUAUUUCAUAUUUGCUUUGUGAUGUUCUCCUGGACCUACUGGAAGUCCAUAUUUACCCCUCCUGCAUCACCAUGCAAAAAGUUUCAGCUGUCAUACUCAGACAAGCAGAGAUACGAGAUGGAGGAGAGGCCAGAUGUUCAGAAACAAAUCCUGGUUGAGAUUGCGAAGAAACUGCCCAUCUUCUCUCGAGCUCAGUCUGGAGCUAUCAGGUUCUGCGACCGCUGCCAGGUACUGAAGCCUGACCGCUGUCACCACUGCUCGGUCUGUGAAACAUGUGUCUUGAAGAUGGACCAUCACUGUCCCUGGGUGAACAACUGUGUGGGCUUUUCCAACUACAAGUUUUUCCUACUUUUUCUCUCCUACUCCAUGCUGUACUGUAUAUUCAUUGCAGCAACAGUCUUUCAGUAUUUCCUCAAAUUCUGGGUGGGGGACUUGCCAAAUGGGCCCGCAAAGUUCCAUGUCCUCUUCCUCAUGUUUGUGGCGCUCAUGUUCUUCGUCAGUCUCAUGUUCCUCUUUGGCUACCACUGUUGGUUGGUGGCCAAGAACCGAUCCACUUUAGAGGCCUUCUCAGCUCCAGUAUUUGUCACUGGACCAGACAGAAAUGGCUUCAAUGUUGGCAUACGCAAAAACCUGCAGCAGGUGUUUGGAGAGAAUCGGAGGCUGUGGUUCAUCCCUGUCUUCUCAAGCCAAGGGAAUGGCCACUACUUCCCCUUGAAGAAUCGGAGUUCUGAGUCCCACAACCCCUUAUUAGCUAAUGAGGACAUGUGGGAGGAGUCGGAUGAUGGCUCUGAGGAGGGAAGCCUGGUUGAGGACAGAGACCCAUCUGUUACCAUAGAGAUGGAGGAGGAGUAAUUUAAUGUAAGGACAAUUGAUGCUGGUACAGAGGAUGUACAUUAACAUCGCACACACUGUGUACCACCAGGCAAAUGCAUUCCAAACCACCUGGAUGUUCAGACACUGACAAAAAUUCUGAAGGGGGCCAAACGUGUGGAUUAAAACCUGCAUUUGGACUGUCAUUGCCACUUUUACGCGUGUGUAUUACAUAAUGAUGAAUAGAGCAACUCAAUGGACAACCAGUAGCAUCACCUCUCCUCUGAAGGACAACACAGUAUCAGUUUGAUUCUGGAAAAAAAAACUUGUCAAAUAUUAUCUUGCAUACAAAAAGACAAGUGCUAUUUACCAUGGGUCGUAUUUGUAUCCCUCUGGUUGUUCAUCUCAAGACACUGGCCUCUGUGGGAUUAUAAUUUACCGCUAAUUGGGAAGCUUCUGUCUGGCACUGUACUACUUUAUGCGCCUCUUUUUCAUUGUCAGGCCGUGAGUUUACAGUGUUGCACCUUAGAGCUUGGUCUGUGCAGAGCGGUAUCUAAAUUGACACCCAUAAUGCUCCAGAGGUCUCCUGUAGUGAUUCAGUUGUCUGGCCUCUACCAGUUUGGGACAUGCAGCAUAUUAACAGAAGAUUUUACUUUUACUUUUUUCAAUGCACAUAAACAUAUUCUAAUACCUGACCUAACCUCCGCCUUAUUAAUAUGAUUAUUCUUGUGUUUGGAGAGUCUGUUUCUCCUGAGAAUGUAUCCGGCAAACCUGCUUGUGAAUACACUGUGCCAACAUUUUGGGCACCUAUUUACAAAAGAACCUCUCAUAUAUGCUUUUAAUGAAUACUUCACCCCCAAAUGACCAUUUGUAUAACAAGUAUUGGAACGUGUUAUGUUGGAUUCGUAAGCAAAUGUUGAAUUCAUUAAAAAAAAGUCACGCAAUGACACAAAGUGAUCAGCUCCUGUUCUCAGCAAGGUAUAAUUUCUAUUUUUGUCAAUGGAGUCUUGAAUAGAGCAUAGAUAAGUUUAACUUUAAGUUCAUUUCCCUGUUAGAAAGCUGAGCAUACAACUGGAUAAAUGAGACUUGAAUUAAACUGCACGAGUUGUGUGAGAGUUUGUAAACAUACGCUUUUAUAUACUUUUGCUGUUGUUACACGUGGACCCCUAUGACUUCCCUUCAUCAAGAAUUUUCUCAGUUUUUAAAUUCUUUGUUCACCGUGGAGGCAUGCAGGAAGAAAAAAAAAAAAUCCCUAAUUCAACAUUACACAGAAUGAGUAUUUGAUACACAAAUGGUCAUUUUGUGGGUGGAUUCCUUUAACAGAGUACUUCAACGUUAUAUUGAGAUUGAGUUAAAACGCCAUCAUUACCAGUGACAGUAAUGACAACAAAACUAGCAUACAUUGGCAGCUUUGGUUCGCAGCUGCAGCUCAUUACGUUUGAAAUUAAUGCUUAAAUCUCAACUAGAGUAUUAAUGGCAAACUUAAUAUAAUGUUUAUCAUUUUUCAGUGGCGCCAUAUCCUAAAUAUAUACUGUAUAUCAUUAAUGAUGUUGGUGAUUGAAGAAAAUGCAGUUGUUAGUUUGGUUUUACAGUUUGGGAUGAAAAUACGAGACAUACUGUGAUGAAUAUUUUUUUUAAAUUAUUAUCACAACCUUGUUUUCUACCAUAUCACCCAUCCCUAGCAUGAUAACACUUCUAAGUGGAUGCACAGCGAUAGGAAGGUGAAGUGAAAUGUCAUCAUAGGCACAAAUCAUUCAUAGGAGAAGACAUAGGUUCUUCUUCGUCUGUUUUCUUUUUUUGAUCUUUUUAAACAUGCAGAUAACUGUACAUAUAUAUACAUAUAUAUAUAUAUAUAUGAUCACUUGUCCUCAUCCACUGGUUGGUAGAGGUCAGCGAUCUUCUGCAAUAUGAUGUUCUGAAUUUUUUUCUACCUGCGUUUAUGUAUUUUGAAAUUUUUUAAUACCAAUGAAACAGAUCCUCCUCAUCCUCCUCAUUGAGACUGUUUGGUUUAUGGACUUGUGUAUUUAGCCAGAGUAUUUAGUUGAAAACCAUUUCUGUGCGCUCGUUUAUGUAGUCUGAGUGAAAAGUUAAGCCUUCAUCAAACCUUUACGUUGUUUGAUCUCGACACUUUGACUUGCUCCAUCAGAUCUGUUUUUCUACUACGUUGGGAAAGCCAAAUCAAAUGCUGCUUGUGUCUGAGAAAUACACAACACACACAAGUCAUUAAUUAAUUCAAACUGUCCUUUUUAUCUGAGGUAUGAUUCAGUGUUUGGAAGCAUGUAUAAAACAUUAGGAAAGAUGUGGAUGUUGAGUGUCUCAUGUUGUCUAGUGUCUAUUUAUUGUUAUAAUCUUCAGCUUUUUUUUCUCCCUGUGUAU
Epinephelus fuscoguttatus (brown-marbled grouper) is the source of this 3834-nucleotide messenger RNA. RefSeq names its product zinc finger DHHC-type palmitoyltransferase 15b (gene zdhhc15b). Bases 490 to 1500 code for a protein of 336 amino acids. The transcript is spliced from 11 exons. Gene Ontology annotation, molecular function: protein-cysteine S-palmitoyltransferase activity. Gene Ontology annotation, cellular component: endoplasmic reticulum; Golgi apparatus. The record is from RefSeq and is a predicted model, not a curated record. Gene Ontology annotation, biological process: protein targeting to membrane; synaptic vesicle maturation; peptidyl-L-cysteine S-palmitoylation. Lineage: Eukaryota; Metazoa; Chordata; Actinopteri; Perciformes; Serranidae.